UGACGCUCCAACUCAUGAUGGCUGUUUGUACAGCUGUGAUUGGCUCCAUGCAGUUUGGCUACAACACAGGUGUCAUCAAUGCCCCUCAGAAGAUCAUUGAAGGCUUCUACAAUGAGACGUGGAAUGACAGAUAUGGAGAGUUCAUACCGCCAACCGCACUAACUACACUCUGGUCUGUAUCAGUUGCCAUUUUCUCUGUAGGCGGCAUCUUCGGCUCCUUCUCAGUUGGGCUCUUCGUAAACCGUUUUGGAAGGAGGAAUUCAAUGCUUUUUGUUAAUGUUCUGGCCUUCAUCGCUGCUGCUUUCAUGGGCUUCUCCAAGCUGGCUGCAUCAUGGGAGAUGCUUAUAAUUGGACGUUUUAUUGUGGGCCUUUACUCUGGCCUGUCCACAGGCUUUGUUCCAAUGUAUGUGGGAGAAAUUGCCCCAACUUCUUUACGUGGAGCACUGGGCACUCUUCAUCAGCUUGGCAUUGUGAUUGGCAUCCUCAUGGCACAGGUCUUUGGCAUUAAAGAAAUCAUGGGGACCUCAACAAUGUGGCCCUUCCUUCUGGGCUUUACCUUUAUCCCAGCCAUAUUACAGUGUGCCCUGCUGCCAUUCUGCCCUGAAAGUCCUCGCUACCUCCUGAUCAACCAGAAUGAAGAGGCCAAAGCCAAGAGUGUGCUUACGAAGCUACGUGGAACUGAAGAUGUGGGUGCGGACAUGGAGGAGAUGCAGGAGGAAAGCAGGCAGAUGAUGAAGGAGAAGAAAGUCACCAUCCCUGAACUGUUCCGCUCCCCACUUUAUCGCCAGCCAAUCUUCAUUGCUAUCAUGCUGCAGCUCUCCCAGCAGUUCUCUGGCAUCAAUGCUGUUUUUUAUUAUUCUACUGGUAUAUUUGAGAAUGCAGGAGUGCCAGAGCCCGUCUAUGCCACUAUUGGUGCAGGAGUUGUGAAUACAGCAUUCACAGUGGUAUCUCUGUUCAUAGUUGAGCGGGCUGGACGAAGAUCACUUCAUCUCAUUGGGCUGAUGGGAAUGGCUGCAUCUUCUGUUCUCAUGGCCAUAGCUAUGGCACUACUAGAACAAGUGAAAUGGAUGUCCUAUGUCAGCAUUGUUGCCAUCUUUAGUUUUGUGGCAUUCUUCGAGAUUGGACCAGGCCCCAUCCCAUGGUUCAUUGUGGCAGAACUCUUCAGUCAAGGUCCCCGGCCCUCUGCCAUUGCUGUCGCUGGUUUCUCCAAUUGGUUUGCCAACUUCCUGGUGGGAAUGUGCUUCCAGUAUGUUGAGCAACUGACGGGCCCAUACGUUUUCAUCAUCUUCACUGUCCUUCUGCUGAUCUUCUUCGUGUUCACCUACUUCAAGGUUCCAGAAACCAAGGGCCGGACAUUUGAUGAGAUCUCAGCGAGCUUCCGCUCUGGGGCAGAGAAAUAUACCCGAGAUGAUCUCAAUACACUGGGGGCAGACUCCCAGCUCUGAGCAAAUAAAUUAAUAGCUAUAGGCUAACCAAUUGACAGUCCUCAGCUGUAGGAUGGUGGGUAUGUUCACAAUGGUAUGCUACCACAUUAUUCCUACAAGGAAUACAGUAUGUGUACGGUGCACAUUAUGCAUUUUUUCUGUAUGCACUGAAUAUCUAAAUUACUUACCAAUUACUACAUUUGCCAAAAUGUGCAGUAUUCAUCCAGCGCACACUCAAUAGCUAGCUAUCGUACUUCUCAAUACAAUAUAGUCCAUAAAAAUGAGUGCCUAAUUGGACUGCCAAUAGCUAUAAUAUUCAUAUACAAAAUUGCUACAAAAUGUCCGAAUUUAUUUCUGAGGUCAUAACUGGAGACCUCUCAUUGUAAACAUGCCAUGUAGUGAGUCAUAUAACAUCAAUGUACCAUAUUAGGAUUUUAUACAUUUGCUUUUGCAUACUUCUAUUUCGAAUACUAUAUAAAAAGAGCAUGCAGUGUACAGUAUGAGUGUAGUAUGGAGUUUUCAGUAUUUAGUAUUCCAUUCUGGGGGCCUGGGUAUAUCAGCGAGUAAAGACACUGACUACCACCCCUGGAAUCAUGAGUUCGAAUACAGGGCGUGCUGAGUGACUCCAGCCAGGUCUCCUAAGCAACCAAAUUAUUUCUGUUGCUAUAGAGGGUAGGGUCACAUGGGGUAACCUCCUGGUGGUUGCUAUAAUAUGGUAGCUGAUGCAACUGAGAUUGAGGAGAGUCACUACGCUGUAACGGUGGUGGCCCCUGUACUAAAUUAAAAUUAAUUUUAAACUUAAAAAUUUGGGUGCCAGACAGGUUUAGGCCUGUCAAAAUUAAUACCUUGCCCCAGCUAGCUCUAAAAGGCACCAAUUACAUGAAAUAAAAUAACAAAAUAAGAGUAUCAAAUUUCAAAGCGUAAGUAUAUUUUAAAAUGGCAUAAAGAAAACAGUAAACAAAAGGCAAGGAGUCAAAGACUCAAACAAAAUACCAGCAAUAAUCAAAUACAUAAAUCCCAACAAUAAUUAUUAGGGGGGGUCCUACGAACCCAUGCCACUCCACUUUCACUGAAGAAGUGCAAACAACGGCUAUGAAGAAAAUCCAGGCCUCACUCUCUGGUGAUAAGCACUGUCAGAUUUCUCCCCUUGUGGUUUCUUCCUCUCUUCUCCAAUCGUGUUCCUAAUCCACAUCCCAGUACACAAAACUAACUUUCUCCUUACUCAGCUCGGCACACCUCAACUUCACAUCUAACCAGUCUCAAAUCUCUCUUCUUUUUCUUUUUGACCUCAACAACCAUCUUCCUGGUUACCUUUAUAGAACCUUAUUGUUGACACCUGGUAAUAUGAAGAGCAACCAUUUUAGUUUGUGGCGGUGGAUCCUUAAAGGGGCAGUGCGCAGUUCUGCUCUGCCACAACGCCACCACGUGGACAUAAGAGCGCAUUGUGAAUUGGGCAUUCCAAAUUGGGGAGAAAAAGGGGAGAAAAAUAAAUAAAUAAAUGAAAUAAAGGAUUCCAUUCCAAACAUACCCACUGUCUCAGUUCAGAAACAGUAGAAGCAUUUCUCCCCAGCAGGGCAUACAAAGAGCGGCAUAAAAAGUCCUACUUUUUUGCUCACAUUAUGAAAUCAAAUUGUUUAAUAAUAAUGAUAAUCACUCACUUUUUGUUCUUUUCUGCAUAUUUACAUGCACAUGAAUUUGACUAUAUUAUAUAUUUGUGUACUACUACAAUUGUAGAACAUUUAGUUCACACAUUUCAACUUAAAGAUAUUGUUUCAUUUUUCUUUGAUUUACAUUAUUAUUGCAUAACCAUUUUAACAAUUUGUUAACCAAGAGUCUUUUGUGAGUUCUGAAAUGUCUACUGAAGGUAGAUCAAACAUGAUGUAAGAAUUGCAUAUUUUUUUAGUAUGUGAUUGCUAUUUGAUGUUUACCAAGGAUUAUGUCAAGAUUAACUAACACAUGGAAUAUGAACUCAAAACACAUUUUAAAACUGAUAUAGUUAUACCAGCAGUUCUCCUUCCUUUUAAAAGCAUGGACUAGAGUGUCUAAUGCCAUAUGAGGUUUAAUAUAUUUUAAACUGGACCAAGCUUAAAUUGCUAUGUUAUAAAUAAUAUAUAUAUAUAUAUUUGAUAUUUUUAGAUUUGUCUAUUCAAAGACUGGAUUGAUUUUGUGCAUAAUGUUGAUGAUAAUUUAGUACAUUGUUCAUUUUGCAAAGGUGCAAUAAUUGUUCACAUAUCCUUGUUUAUUUAUUCCACACAUUACUAGGCAUUACUAACGAAAUAUGCUUCUAAUAUAUUUUGACAUUUCUUGUGUAAAAAUGUGUAUUUGUCUAUUAGGGUGUAUGUGCUAUGUUGUUUUCACUUAACAUAGCAUAAACACAGGAAAACUGUAAAUAGGUUCAGUAUGUGCUCAGUAUUUUGAGUUUUUUAAACCUAAAAAAUCCGAGAUGGUUUUUCUCAGUACAUCACAGAAAUUGCAUUAGAAAUCCACAAAUUGUGCCAAGAUAUGCCAUUGUGUGAGACUUAUUAUAUAUAUUUUAAAUAACAAAUGUAUAGUUGGAAAUAAAUAA
Molecule: messenger RNA, 3990 nt
Organism: Xyrauchen texanus (razorback sucker)
Lineage: Eukaryota; Metazoa; Chordata; Actinopteri; Cypriniformes; Catostomidae
Product: solute carrier family 2, facilitated glucose transporter member 1-like
Exons: 9
Coding region: 15-1445 (476 amino acids)
Biological process (GO): response to insulin; monosaccharide transmembrane transport
Cellular component (GO): basolateral plasma membrane; apical plasma membrane
Molecular function (GO): hexose transmembrane transporter activity
Source: RefSeq, a predicted model, not a curated record